Messenger RNA from Fusarium sp. VM40, 1251 nucleotides. NCBI's taxonomy places the organism in Eukaryota, Fungi, Ascomycota, Sordariomycetes, Hypocreales, Nectriaceae. The record is from the annotation of a GenBank genome assembly.
AUGUCAACAGCCACGUCAGGUCCUAGGCUCCCCGAGAUCCCAGCUCUUCAAGGCGACGACUCAAUGUUGACUCGACGUUUCGGAAAAGAAGUUGUCAAUUAUUACGCUGGUGGUCGUAUCAACCGUUUCUCUUUCCUUCGCGCCGACACUGGUUUUCUUCGAAAGGCCGCUGUUACUCCAACAGCUCGAUAUCUGGCCCUCAACGAACUAAACCUGUUGGCCCUCGACAAGAAGACGCCGGCGUACUUCACCUUUAAAGAAGUUGAGUCUGUGAUCGGGUCAGAACCCUUUGCUCUCACUGAAGAUGAAGCUAUCCAAAGUUUCGACUCAGCCAAGACCAAGCCUCUCAUUGUCUUUCUUGGUAUGCUAGAGGAGGGAAAUGAGAGCGAUAAGAUUGAAUCUAGCGACCACGGUGAUAUCCAGGGCCACCCUUACUUUGCCAUCGAUAUUACCCCUAAAGGCACUCAUGUUGAGAAAGUAACCAGCUUCUUGGCAGAGCAGGAGAAGAAGGGAAUAUCAGCAGACAAGAACCCCCGUGCUAUGUCCCAGUCACCCGAUGCCGCCGCCCUAUACGCUCAAGCCAGAUCUAUGAUCGACUGGAACUCGCGAAGCCCCUUCUGUGCUGGUUGCGGGCAGCCUAACCUUUCUGUUCAUGCUGGAUUCAAGCGCGUCUGCCCACCUGCAGACAAGAAAGGUGGCGAGAGCAGUGAGCCUCGAGCCGACUGUCCCACUCGACACGGCGUAUCCAACAUCUGCUUCCCUAGAACGGAUCCCACUAUGAUUGCCGCUGUUGUUUCUGCAGACGGGACAAAGAUUCUUCUCGGUCGCCAGAAGCGCUGGCCUCCUUACUGGUACAGCACACUUGCUGGUUUCUUGGAGCCAGGUGAGUCUAUCGAGGAGUCAGUCAGGCGUGAGGUUUGGGAGGAGAGCGGAGUUCGUGUUGGACGUGUUGUUAUUCAUUCGAGCCAGCCUUGGCCUUAUCCUGCUAGUCUUAUGAUUGGAGCUAUCGCCCAGGCGCUCCCUGGUGACGGAGAGAAGAUCAACCUGAAUGAUAAGGAGCUGGAGACGGCCAAGUGGUUCACCAUGGAGGAGGCUAGCAAGGCUCUUCGAAACGGAACGAGCAGUCUGGGAGAGGCUGCUCCUGAGGGAUACACGGAGGGUGACUUGCGAUUACCGCCUGCUCAAGCUAUCGCCAACCGUUUGAUCACGGCAGUUGUUGAAGGAUAUCUGAUUGUCGCUCCUAAGAUUUAG